GCGCGGCGGUCGCGCCAGCCUCCUUCUCUUCCUCCUCCCCCAGGAAGCCAUCCGGGCUUGAGGCCGGGCCGCCGCUGCCCGCUUCGCCGCGCGUCCCUGCCGAUGGUGUCCGGCGUCCCGGCGCCCAGCCUGUGAACAGCCAAGCCUGCUAACUGCAGAUUCCCAGCCUGCGGAGCUCCCUACAGCUUCGCCAUGUCUGGCUCCUACGAUGAGGCCUCAGAGGAGGUCACGGAUAGCUUCUGGGAGGUGGGGAACUACAAGCGGACGGUGAAACGCAUCGACGAUGGCCACCGCCUGUGCAACGACCUCAUGAGCUGCGUGCAGGAGCGCGCCAAGAUCGAGAAGGCGUACGCGCAGCAGCUCACCGACUGGGCCAAGCGCUGGCGGCAGCUCAUCGAGAAAGGCCCGCAGUAUGGCAGCCUGGAGCGGGCGUGGGGCGCCAUGAUGACGGAGGCGGACAAGGUGAGCGAGCUGCACCAGGAGGUGAAGAACAGCUUGCUGAAUGAGGACCUGGAGAAAGUCAAGAACUGGCAGAAAGACGCCUACCACAAGCAGAUCAUGGGCGGCUUUAAGGAGACCAAGGAGGCGGAGGAUGGCUUUCGAAAGGCCCAGAAGCCCUGGGCGAAGAAAAUGAAGGAGCUAGAGACAGCCAAGAAGGCCUAUCAUCUGGCUUGCAAGGAGGAGAAGCUGGCCAUGACUCGUGAGAUGAACAGUAAGACGGAACAGUCAGUCACCCCUGAGCAGCAGAAGAAACUUCUGGACAAAGUGGACAAAUGCAAGCAGGAUGUGCAGAAGACUCAGGAGAAGUAUGAGAAGGUUCUGGAAGACGUGGGCAAGACCACGCCGCAGUACAUGGAGGGCAUGGAGCAGGUGUUCGAGCAGUGCCAGCAGUUUGAGGAGAAGCGACUGGUCUUUCUGAAAGAAGUCCUGCUGGAUAUCAAACGGCACCUCAACCUAGCGGAGAACAGCAGCUACAUCCAUGUGUACCGAGAGCUGGAACAGGCCAUCCGGGGGGCCGAUGCCCAGGAGGACCUCAGGUGGUUCCGCAGCACCAGUGGCCCCGGGAUGCCCAUGAACUGGCCGCAGUUCGAGGAGUGGAACCCGGACCUCCCCCACACCACUGCCAAGAAGGAGAAACAGCCUAAGAAAGCAGAAGGGGCCACACUGAGCAACGCCACUGGGGCUGUGGAGUCCACAUCCCAGGCUGGGGACCGAGGCAGUGUUAGCAGCUAUGACCGAGGCCAACCGUACGCCACUGAGUGGUCAGACGAUGAGAGCGGAAACCCCUUCGGGGGGAAUGAGGCCAAUGGUGGCGCCAACCCCUUCGAGGAUGAUGCCAAGGGAGUACGGGUGCGGGCGCUCUACGACUACGAUGGCCAGGAACAGGAUGAGCUCAGCUUCAAGGCGGGAGACGAGCUCACCAAGCUGGGAGAAGAGGACGAGCAGGGCUGGUGCCGCGGGCGGCUGGACAGCGGGCAGCUGGGCCUCUACCCGGCCAACUACGUCGAGGCCAUAUAGUGACCUUGCCCACCCAACUCUUCUCAUCCUUGUCCACCGCCUUCCACCCUUCCCCUCCCCUCGCCAUAGAGUUCCAGACAUAUUUUCCGAUCAAGCUUUUAUUUUUUUAAAAGUCAAAACCGAACAAAAGAAGAUAUACGAAGAGACGGCAUUUGCGGCCUACAUGGAGGCCAGAGUAGCGGGGCUUAGGGUGAUGGCCUCCCCACAGCAUGGGCAAGGAUCUUGGGCCUUAGCCCAGUGUCACAUCUGCUCUACGGAGUCCACCAAAGAGUCUCCUGAAUCCUGAGGGAUACCCUCCGGAGCCUUCCGGCCUGCCUCACUCUCCUGUCCCACCCCAGGCUGCCAGCAGCUAGCUACCCUUGUCACCUGAGCCUGGCUUCCUAACCUCUCCUGGCCCCCUUCUGUCACCACCCUCCUCGUAAAGGCCUCUACCACACUCCAAGAAGGAGUUCCCCCAGUCUUUAGUCUUCCAUUCUGCCCUGGGG
Messenger RNA from Acomys russatus (golden spiny mouse), 2003 nucleotides. RefSeq names its product protein kinase C and casein kinase substrate in neurons 1 (gene Pacsin1). The transcript is spliced from 10 exons. Gene Ontology annotation, biological process: neuron projection morphogenesis; positive regulation of dendrite development; regulation of endocytosis. Gene Ontology annotation, cellular component: plasma membrane; cytoplasm; endosome. The coding region runs from base 193 to 1518 and encodes 441 amino acids. Gene Ontology annotation, molecular function: phospholipid binding; protein binding. The record is from RefSeq and is a predicted model, not a curated record. NCBI's taxonomy places the organism in Eukaryota, Metazoa, Chordata, Mammalia, Rodentia, Muridae.